GUCAUGUUAGAGUCUUGCUGCCGUUUUCGGUGUGCAAAGCGAGCAAUGUGCUAACAGGUGGCGGGGACCAUCUUCGUACUGCGGAGUCGCCGCUCCCAGUCAUUGACGGGUCUCUCACACCUGGAUGACGCUGACUGACGGGUCCCAGCUCCAUAACCCCCCGUCCAGCAUCUCCCAUCUAUCCGUAUCAUCUCUGCCAUCUUGCCAUCUCGUGCGUUGUUGGCUUCGGUACCUGACCUUCCUAUGGCCCCACCCGCCAACUAUCGUGUACCUGCGCCGCAAAAGUGGGCUGUCCAGCAACUCUGUCGCUCACGCAUUCAUUCCAGGUAUCCAUACCUUCUAUUCCAGGCUCUUCAGCCUUCAGGAACGGAUGCCACCUUUAUUCGUACGGACAACGCACGUGCUCUGGGCGGGCGGAGGUUGGAAGGAUCCAAGACGCACAACAUGCCGAGGGGCCCGAUGAAUCUGCAGCAAUCGUCCGUCCGGCAGCUCUGGGACGGUGAACCACCGGAGACUGACGGGAGCCCACCGACCAUGGCCAUCCUCCUCACCGUGAAUUGGUUGGACCAUGCAGCCAAGCGUGCGGAGGUGUAGGAGGCUGGCAAAACAUCAGCCAACCACUGCAUAACUGGGCACCUUUCUAUGGAUAGCAUUGAGCAAAAUAUUGGCCCACGACCUACUUUCUUCUUCCUGCUCAUCAAGUCUGCGGGGUUGGUGCAACCUCGAUUGACUACUGAUGAUAUUCCUGGGAGCCCCUACGGUUACAUUUACAAAGUACGUUAACGAAGCCUCCCUUGCUUGCCCGCCGUCCGGUACCGUCCAUCCAACAUCCAACGCCCUGGGCAAGCCCCCUUUUCGAACAUCCUUCGCUGCCAUUGUUUCCGUCAUCAGUCUACCUACUUACUCGCAAGACGUGACAAUGGGAUCAAACGAUGAACACCGCGACGACUGAACAAGGCAUGCAUUAACCACCCGUCCGGGCGGUUAAGCCUAAGCCAUGCUAGGUCAAGGACCAACCCACUCGCCAACCCGCCAAAGUCAAGGUCCGACGAGUGAGAGCCCUUCCAGAGAAGGGCAAGAGGGGG
Colletotrichum godetiae is the source of this 1085-nucleotide messenger RNA. RefSeq lists its product as uncharacterized. The transcript has a single exon. Lineage: Eukaryota; Fungi; Ascomycota; Sordariomycetes; Glomerellales; Glomerellaceae. Bases 244 to 594 code for a protein of 116 amino acids. The record is from RefSeq and is a predicted model, not a curated record.